CCCACCAAGACAGCCGCGUGAGAGAGAGAGACAGAAGAGAGAGAAACACCACCAUCUGUCCAUCUCUUUCUCUCUCCUCUUCCCCGUUCCUCUCGCUCUCACCCUCUCCUAUACUCUCUUCCGUCGCCGGCAGCCUCUCCGGCGGCGCAGAUUCUCCGGAAAACGCACCGCCGCCGCCGCCUAAGCCUGCCCAUUUCUCCGAUCACCGCCUCGCACCUCGUGCCUCCACCGCGAGUUCGUCCGCCUGCCCAGAUCCACCUCGCCUCCCUCGCGCUCUCGCCCCCACCACGCGCGCUGAUCAACAGGCGACGGAAGCGCCGAAAACGUGCGCUCGAGCCUCAGAUCCAGCGAUCCGCGUGCGCCCGCGUCCACCAUGGACGACUUCCAGGGCCUCCUGGCCCGCGACUUCGGCCUCCGCCCGCAGGGGAAGGCCGCGCCCAUGUCGGCCGCCCGCACCUCGGCGACCUCCGGAUCCGCUUGGACCAAUCCCAGAUCCACUUCGGCAUCCACCAAUGCCCCCUCCGCACCCUCGUACGACGACCUCUUCGGGACCGCGGCGUCCGCCCCGCCGCCCAAGGCCACGCCGUCUCCCUCCGUCGACUCCAUCUUCGAAUCAUUCAAGGAGCCCUCCGCCGCUGCACCGCCACCGAAGCCGAAGCCGAAGCACUCGUCCAUGCCGGUGUUCGACAAACCGGUCUAUGACGACGACAUCUUCGACGGGGUCCCCGGGGUGAAGAGCUCGUCAGCUCGGCAUGAUGACGUGUUCGGUGGGAGCCACGCGCCACCCCCGGCAUACGACGACUUGCUCGGGGGAUUUGGGAAGAAAUCGGAGGCGAGGGAGGAGGUGGAGAAGAGGAAGCCAGAGCCAGCUGCUGCUGCUGCUUCGUCGACUGGGUUUGAUGAUUUGAUCCCAGGAUUUGGCGGGAGUAGCCUGCCGCGGCGAAGGGAAACUGUUGGUGCUAAAGAAAAGAAGGUUUCCAUGUCAACAUCUAAGCCAACAGCUGACAUGGCAAGUGACCCCUUUGUUGUUCUGGAAACAACUUUGUCAUCAGCCCAUCCAUCAUCUGGGAUAUUUGCAGAUCCCUUGGAUGAGUUAGGUAAACCUGCAAAAUAUCAAGGAAAAAACCGUGGAAGUAGUGCCAUUGACAGCGGUCUGUUUGAGGGUUCAAGAACUUUCAACCAGGCACCAAAAUCAGAACCUUUGUUUACGUCAGAGAUGGGCAGUGGCUCAAAAGAUAGGAACGACUCGAGCAGAGCCCGAGCCUCAAGUCCUGUCCAAAGUUAUCCCGGAAGAAACUCCGCCCAACAACCUUCUGUGGAGGACUUUGAAAAUAUCUUUCCUAAGUCGCAGUCUGCCCGACAUUCUGAUGUCCAUGUUGACAUUGGUGGAAAUGUAAAUGAUCAAUCACCAAGAUCUGAUGAAUCUGAAGAUGAGAUAUGGCUUACAGUAUCUGAGAUACCCCUCUUCACACAGCCAACUAGUUCCCCGCCACCUUCAAGACCACCACCACCUCUUGCAAUUAAGCAAAAACAACAUGGAUCAAAAGCAAAAAGAAAAGAUGAUGAGUAUCUACGGCGGUCUAACCAAAACUACAAUCAUCAAAGAAGUUCUUCAAAUCAAGCUGGUGUUUCUUCCAUAGAUGAACUAGAAGAUUUUGCCAUGGGCAAGUCUCAGAAUGCAGGUGCUUUUAACGAGGAAGAAUUUGAGAGAAGUACAGCAGCGGCAGCAUCUGCAGCUGCUAUGAAAGAAGCCAUGGAUAAAGCUGAGGCAAAAUUCAAACAUGCCAAGGAAUUUCGAGAGAGAGAACGUGAUGCAAAGCUUAGAAAUAGGGAACAACAGGAACAAGAUAAUGAAGCAAGGUCGUAUACCCAGGAUCACAAGGAGAAAGAGAGAAAGGAAAGACUAGAACGAGAAAGACAAAGAGAGGAAAAGGAGAGAGAACAAAGAAAACUUGAAGAAGAGAGAGAACUUGAGCGACAGAGAGGAAGAGAGAGAGAUAGGCAAGCAGUGGAGAGAGCUACAAAGGAGGCACGGGAAAGAGCAGCUUCUGAAGCUCGUGCAAAAGCAGAGAGGGAGGCACGCCAAUGUGCAGAGCGGGCUGCUGUGCAAAGAGCUCAACAGGAAGCACGCGAGAGGGCUGCGGUGGAGGCUAAAGAGCAAGCAGAGAGGGCUGCUGCUGAAGCAAAAGAGAAGGCUGCUAGUCAAGCCAGGGAUAGGGCUGCAGCAGAAAGAGCUGCUGUGGAGAGAGCUCAGCAAGAAGCAAGGAGGAGAGCUGAACGAGCAGCAGUGGAAAGGGCUGCUGCAGAGGCUCGGGAAAGGCAAGCUGCCGCCACCGCCGCCGCCGCAAGAGAGAAACAGAGUAAACCAGAUGAUCUUGAGUCCUUCUUUGGUAUGGGUGCCCGAGCUAAUAGUGCUCCGAAGCAAAGGGCUCCAACAGGGGAUUCUAUGUUUGAUUCUCAAACGCAAAAUAGAGGGACUUCCACUUCAGCAUCAAUGAAAAAGGCAUCAUCAACAACAAAUAUUACGGAUGACCUAUCUGCAAUAUUUGGAGGAGGUACUGAUCAUUUGAGAAGUAGAGCUCCUACAUCAUCAGAAGAAUUUCAAGAAAUUGAUGGAGAGAGCGAAGAAAGAAGGCGUGCUAGAUUCGAGCGGCAUCAAAGAACUCGUGAACGAGCCGCAAAGGCUUUGGCUGAGAAGAAUGAACGUGACAUGCAGAAUCAAAGAGAGCAAGCAGAAAGACAUAGAAUUGCGGAAACACUAGACUUUGAGAUUAAGCGGUGGGCUGCUGGAAAAGAAGGCAAUUUGCGUGCAUUACUAUCAACCUUACAAUAUGUUCUUUGGCCAGAAUGUGGAUGGCAGCCUGUAUCCCUUACUGAUUUGAUCACUGCUGCUGCUGUUAAAAAAGUGUAUAGAAAGGCAACAUUGUGUAUCCAUCCUGAUAAGGUGCAACAAAAGGGUGCAAAUCUCCAACAGAAAUAUAUUGCUGAGAAGGUUUUUGAUCUUCUUAAGGAGGCAUGGAACAAAUUCAACUCUGAAGAGCUCUUCUAAACAGCGUCGUGAAUGAACGUAUCGUCAUCCAUCAAUGCCUGCAUGGGGCACUCAAGGAGGAACAUGCAAGCUAGAGCGGCUUGCGGUCGGUCGGGGAAACCACGAAGCAAUCAAGUGAAAGCUCCACUACAAUUGUCAUCGUUGUCGGCACCAUGAUUUGUUUUACUCCUCCAUUUUGAUUUCCUAUUUGUAUGCGUUGGUUCAAUGACAACUCUCAGCUGCAUGCGGCGGCCCUAGCCGGACCCCACCCCGUCCAGUAGGUGUAUAUUAGUGCCCUUUUUUGUACCAUUUAUCCUGGGCAGUUUGUGCCAGCAGAGUGGGGGCGCGUGGGGCCAGUGUUGUGAUUUUGAAUUAGGUACAGGGUUUAUUUACCAUGGAUGUCACCUUGUUUGAUGCCCAUGGUACUGUGGUAAGUUCAGUUGUUUAUAGUGGACUUCUGGAACACCCAUUAGAGCUCUGUCUGAUUUGUGUGAUCGAUCUUGUAUAAAAUUGUUCUGGAAUUUUGA
This is a messenger RNA of Phragmites australis (common reed), 3555 nucleotides long. Its product is annotated as auxilin-related protein 1-like. The record is from RefSeq and is a predicted model, not a curated record. Bases 374 to 3049 code for a protein of 891 amino acids. Gene Ontology annotation, molecular function: clathrin binding. Gene Ontology annotation, cellular component: vesicle; intracellular membrane-bounded organelle; cytoplasm. The transcript is spliced from 8 exons. Gene Ontology annotation, biological process: clathrin coat disassembly; clathrin-dependent endocytosis. Lineage: Eukaryota; Viridiplantae; Streptophyta; Magnoliopsida; Poales; Poaceae.